GGGCGGCGUGGAGUGCCUGGGAGGUGAUCAAAGAGCCGCUGUGAUGACAUCGAUCACCACAGAUGUGGCGGUCAUCUCUCUGACGGACGCUGAUCUGACGCAUUGAGGUGAGAGAGGGCACCCAAGAGGGUCUGAUGACAUCAGCAAUGACAGCCUGUGUGGUCUCUGUGUGUGGUUGGGCAGGACUGAGUCGCCUUCUGCCUUGUUUAUCUUGAUCUUUGCGAGUGAGCAGACAGGCCGGCGUCGUUGUGCCUCGUGCACUGCACGUGGUCAACUUAUGAAGGGUGAGAGAAGAACCACGCAAGCCGAUUCAAAAUGCACUCGCUGUUUGCUUCCUUGUGUGUGUUCUGUGUGCUCUCUGGCAGAUGGUUGCCAUGUGCUGACUGAGUGAGUCGUGGCGAUGUCUGAUUUGGUGCCCGACGACCUGUGGCGGAGGCGCAUUCUGCCGUCCCUUCUCGUCCAUGAGGCGGUCUGUGUCCGAGCGACCUGCCGGCCGAAGGCGGCUCUGGUGACCGCCGCUCUGCUGGUGGAGCGCAUCGACGGCUCCCUCGCCCGCCACUCCCUCACCGGCCUCAUCGACAUCGACCGCACCGCCCCUCUCCCAUUCACCUAUGUGCUGCGGGCGGCCUAUGUGCUGGAGCAGGGCAGCAACGAGUGGCCUGGGAUGCGGCGGUUCAUCCGGCUGGCCGCCAUCUAUCGGCUGACGCCUGCCAAUGGGCUGCCCCUGGUGCUGUCGGCUCAGUGGCUGACAGCCCACCUUCCCAGCAGGACGGCAUUCCAUCAGCUGCCAUGGGCGAUGGCCAUCUACAAGAUCAUCGGCAAUCUAUCGGCUGUUCGGCCACCGGCUCACAGACGCAGGGAACAGCCUGGCGCUGCAGCAAAUCGACGACAACGGACGCUAUCGGAUCGCCGGCGGUUGGCCGUUUCGUGUGGUGCCGUUGGGUGAGCUGCCGGGCGGCCAUGGCUAUGCUGAGGGCUACAAGCGGACCGACCCCGUCAUCCGCUGGCCGGCCCUCCUCUUCCCCUCAUUCUCGACAUUCCUGCUGGAGAGGGUACUCGUCAGGUGGUGCUAUGGUAAAGGAGCGGGCCAGAGGAAGGUGCUGCGUGCAGUCAUCGGCCGUGAUGAUGCUCGGUAUGGCCGUGUGCUGCUGACCGAUAGCAUCACAGAGGGUCUGGGCAUCGUCGCCGACUUCCGCUACGAUGGGGGCAAUCUGAAUGAUGCGAAUCCGAUUGUUUUUCGUAGUGUCAUUGUGAGCGGCUGGCGACCCAACGAGACCAUCGCUGCUCACCUGUGGUUGGGAAGUGGCUACAUCUAUCUGUUCACGACCGAGGCACCCGUGGCUGAUCGGUCUCAGCCGCUCGCCGACCGCUUCCCCGUGUCGGUUGGCGCCGCCCGCCGUCUGCUGCGGCCAUUAGGUCUCGAGAGUGACGUCAUCGACAGGGGGACCGUGGUGGGGUGAGAGGUGCCGACUGGCGCCUGAUAUGGUUCAACUUGGUGCUUUUAAUGAGUUGGGGCAGGCUAAUGGCUGCAUGGGUGUCCAUGUGUGUGUGUCCGUGUGUGUGUCUGAGCACUGACGCACAUAGACUGACUUGAGUGCUCCGUAGGUCAGCGACAGUGACGAUGACAAAUUUCCCUUACUCUCCGUAUUUAUGUACAUAAACGUCCGUCCAUCCGAACAGACCACAGGGCACUCACACAGACAGAC
This is a messenger RNA of Vitrella brassicaformis, 1706 nucleotides long. NCBI's taxonomy places the organism in Eukaryota, Vitrellaceae. The record is from the annotation of a GenBank genome assembly.